AUGGGGGGGCGGCCCCCCGAGCCGCGGCCUGGGGGCUCCCUGGCCGGGCCCGGGCCCGGGGCGGCCGGGCGAGGGGGCAAGACGGAAACAGCCGAUGAGGAGGCGGCCCGAGAGCCCGGGAGGGGGCGCGUUAUAAAGGGGGAGGUGCCCGGGCCUCGCCCUCCCCUCCCCCUCCGCCCGCCCCCUCCCUCCUCCUUUCCACCCUCCGCGGCCGCACCUGCCGCCGCCGCCGCCUGCCUCCCGCCCGCCCGCCGCCCUCGGCGCGUCACCGCCCGCGGCCCCUCCUCCGCCUUCGGAGGUGGGGCCCCGCGCUCAACACCUGGCUUCGGGGCGCGACUUGCCGCGCGAAGACUAGAGGCGCCGAGGGAGCGGCCUCGGGUGCGGGGAGGGGAGAACGGGCCCCCACCGCCGCCUCCCAGGGCCCCCGCCGACCCGCCGUUGAUAUGGCAAGCGACAGCCGCCAGGGGGCGCAGCGACAUUGAAGGUGGAGCCUCCUGUAUCUCCCUCCAGCCCUUAACAACCAGCCCCCUUCAGACCUCCUCUCCACCCCUCUUCAAUCUGCACCCCCCACCCAAGUCCUCUACCAAUGGAUCCUAA
This is a messenger RNA of Cervus elaphus (red deer), 597 nucleotides long. Its product is annotated as WAS/WASL-interacting protein family member 1-like. The record is from RefSeq and is a predicted model, not a curated record. NCBI's taxonomy places the organism in Eukaryota, Metazoa, Chordata, Mammalia, Artiodactyla, Cervidae. The transcript has 3 exons. Bases 1 to 597 code for a protein of 198 amino acids.